Daktulosphaira vitifoliae (grape phylloxera) is the source of this 2169-nucleotide messenger RNA. RefSeq names its product tachykinin-like peptides receptor 99D. The coding region runs from base 617 to 2029 and encodes 470 amino acids. Gene Ontology annotation, molecular function: tachykinin receptor activity; neuropeptide Y receptor activity. Gene Ontology annotation, cellular component: plasma membrane. The transcript has 8 exons. Gene Ontology annotation, biological process: G protein-coupled receptor signaling pathway. Lineage: Eukaryota; Metazoa; Arthropoda; Insecta; Hemiptera; Phylloxeridae. The record is from RefSeq and is a predicted model, not a curated record.
GAUUGCAUGUUCCAAUAUCAAUUGAGAAAAUUCAAAGGCCCUUCUUUUUUUGGCGUCAUCAAUGUCGAGCGCAAAAUCUGAAAUGGGCGUUCCAGCAACCGUUUUCCUAGUAAGUUACUAAAGCACAGUACUACGCGACGUGCCGAUCCGCUAUCACGUGAGAGACUUUACGCAAGCGUUGUCAUCGUUAAUCGUUGAGAUACCUAUCAAAAGUCUAUAUUUUAUUUAAAUAUUUUCAGUUAUAACUUUUUCAUGUUAUAAAUGUAUAAAAAUAACUAUUUUCUGUGUUUGAUUAUUGUUUUGUCAUAAAUUUUUAAGUGGACUUGGUCUAUUUUUAGUUUCUAUUUAGCUUAAUUAUUACGUAAAUACUUCGAAAAUGUUUAAUGUUCGUCUAAAUUAGUGAAACGUCAACGUGAUGUCUCGAAUAAUAAUUUGGAUAAAAGUAAUUUGGAUGUGAAUAUAUAUACUGAUCCAUAACAUGUUAAAUAUGCAAAAACAAUUUGGUUCAAAAUGUUGAGUUAUCCGAAGUAUUGCAGUUAAAAAAAAACUCCAAUCUUUUAUAAAGCUGUAUUCAAUGUAAUUUUAAAGUCAUAUUCAAAUAAAUUGUGUUGUAAAAAUGGAGAAGAACUCAACUACAUAUGGGUCUCAAUCGAUGGAUUAUGUAAUAGAUAAUUAUACAGGAUUUGGAAAUUUUUCUGAUAUCUAUUCAGUGGAUAGCAAUCAAUUUGAGUUAUCGUGGUGGCAUCAAUUGGCAUGGACAGUAUUAUUUGUCCCAAUGAUUGUGGUAGCCACCGGUGGAAAUCUAAUUGUAAUUUGGAUAGUCAUGACCAACAAACGAAUGCGAAAUGUUACCAAUUAUUUUUUAGUCAAUCUUUCCAUAGCUGAUGCAAUGGGAUCAUCUUUAAACGUUACCGUAAAUUUCAGUUACAUGCUAACUAGUAACUGGCUAUUUGGUACUAUCUAUUGCAAGAUCAGUCAAUUUGUAGCUGUUGUAUCCAUUUUUGCAAGUGUAUUCACGUUGAUGGCCAUAUCAAUUGAUAGAUAUAUUGCGAUUAUCCAUCCAUUGAGACCUCGAUUGAGUCGGAAAACAACAUUAAUGAUAGCCGCCGGUAUUUGGUUAAUUAGCACUAUAUUGUCAAUACCAAAUUUAAUAUUUUUUACGACAACCACAACUGCUGAAAAGCUUCGUGACGGCGGCGAACGAGUAAUUUGUUAUGCUGAAUGGCCAGAUGGCAGCACAACUGAAAGUUUUCAAGAAUACGUUUAUAAUGUGUCUUUCAUGAUUAUCACAUAUUUUGUGCCAAUUGGUUUAAUGGGUUUCACAUACGCGAUGAUUGGUCAUGAGUUGUGGGGAAGUCAAAGCAUAGGCGAGUGCACGCAAAGACAGUUGGAACAUAUCAAAUCUAAACGAAGGGUAGUCAAAAUGAUGAUUGUCGUUGUCACAAUUUUUGCAAUAUGUUGGUUACCAUAUCAUAUAUAUUUUAUUGUCACAUCUCAUAUGCCGGAGUUGGUUAAGAAACCUUACAUUCAAGACGUUUUUUUGGCAUUUUACUGGCUUGCUAUGUCCAAUUCUAUGCACAAUCCAAUCGUGUACUGUUGGAUGAACUCCAGAUUCCGUCAAGGGUUCAAGCAGUUUUUUUCAUUUGUGCCGUGCAUCAAUGUUCGAACCGGAAGCCUCAUACGACGGGAAGUUGUCACCAGCAGGUACAGCUUUAGUGGAUCUCCGGACGCCCACUAUCGGAUAGUGCGCAACGGUAAUAGAAAAUCCGGAAGGAACCGUAUGCAUACCUUUGAACCAUCUUUGUUCCGACAACGGUCUCUUGAAGCCUCCGUCGCGGAAACCGCCGAAAAAAUCCAAAUGCGACAGCAACGGGGAUGGAAGCAGCUACAGCAGUAUCAAUACUGUGGGAACAACGGGCAAAAUGACUGCACAAAGAGAAAGUAUAAAUUCCGCAUCCUGACAAAAGGGCGAAAGGCCAAAGAAUACGACACCACAGAUUUGGAUAUGACGGAAGUGACGGCCAUGUGAAAAGAACACUAUCUGCUGUAGUAAAUGUCUACGUCUGAAGAUCAACUGUUACUUAGGAAAAUAUUAAUUGAAUGUGAUCUCAUUGCGGAGUAUAAAUUUGCUGGGCUGAUUAAUGUUAUUAAAUUGAUAUACAACAUGAA